AUGUUGACUCUCUUUACCCAUGACUGCAUGACCGACUGCGAGCCGGACUCGGUUCUCUUUGAGCAGUAUCAUUGCGACCUCCUCACUGCGGUGACCGACCGAAUGGAAAAGUCGGAUGCCAAAUGCUUUAUGCUCUCGUAUGUCACCGAGACAAAGGACCGCUUCAAGUCUGCGUCAUUCUUUGGUAAAAAGGCCAACGCGACGUGGCUCUUGUGGGACGAUGACAACUGCCAGGUGGAAUGUGACUGCGGGCCCUACUCGACAGACAUGAUGUGCCGCUACUACAUCAACAGCGGGUUCUACUCGACUCCGGGGCGCUUUGUAUGGAGAGAGGGUCCCACCAUCGAGGAUACUGUGGAGAUGGAGGAUCCCACCGAUGAACUCAUGGCCUUUGAUCCCGUUGGCCACUACCACAAGAUUUACGUCCUGGAGUUGGACAAGAUUCUCAAGUCUACCAACCUGGCAGAGUUGAUCGAGACCCGCGAUUGCAAACGCGCCUUUGCCGUCGCCACUGCGUCGAUUCGCCUGGAGAGUUACUAUGGCUGCGGCGCUGCCAACGUCUUUAAGCGCGUGCCCGAGAAGGAGAUUUCCAUGUCACGCACGACGUGCAGGGCGCUCACGCUCUGGCUCGUGUUGCAAGCACUAGAGACAAUCGUGACCCGCGACACUACGAGGAAUCUGUUGGAUUUCUACGACAAGCACUUUGAAAGUGACGACGGCGCGACCUCCAACGGGCGCCACCUGUGGGGGACUAUCACCGAUAACAUCGUCCGAGAGUGCCUGGAGAGGAUUCUCAAGGCGGGCGGUGCAGAGUACGCCGUGCGCAUCAACUUUCUGCCCGAAAAAAUGUGGAAUGUGAACAACCGUCGUGGCGACGCCUCCAUCGGCUUCCUGGUCGAGGACAUUGUCGCCAACAUUGCGGGGUUGCCCGUCAAGUGCAGCGUGACUGUCGACUUUGGCGGACAGGAGAAGGAGACGCUCGAACUGGACAUCAAAGACGUCGUCGCACAGCACGCUUUUAAGGUCUUGCGCGUCUUUUCGAUGGAGGAGAAGCACCUCAAGCAACUCAGAAAGAUGGUGACUGCCAGUCCUACGUGCGCGCAUAUGGGACCGUACAAGAACGCACUGAUCAAGAUUUUGGAUCAUAUCGAAAACACUGCACCCACUGCAUGA
Molecule: messenger RNA, 1173 nt
Organism: Acanthamoeba castellanii str. Neff
Lineage: Eukaryota; Discosea; Longamoebia; Acanthamoebidae
Exons: 1
Coding region: 1-1173 (390 amino acids)
Source: RefSeq, a predicted model, not a curated record